Messenger RNA from Zea mays, 2089 nucleotides. RefSeq names its product Ubiquitin carboxyl-terminal hydrolase. Gene Ontology annotation, cellular component: cytosol; nucleus. The coding region runs from base 288 to 1802 and encodes 504 amino acids. The record is from RefSeq and is a predicted model, not a curated record. NCBI's taxonomy places the organism in Eukaryota, Viridiplantae, Streptophyta, Magnoliopsida, Poales, Poaceae. Gene Ontology annotation, biological process: protein deubiquitination. The transcript has 11 exons. Gene Ontology annotation, molecular function: cysteine-type deubiquitinase activity.
GGAGUUUGGAUAGGCUUCCCUUCAGCAAACAGCCUGGUAGUUCUAUUCAGCCGCUUACCGCGCGCUCUCUUGUGCGGCAAUUGGGCGACCGCCGCCGCCCUAACUCAGGUGCCGAGGUCUUCGCCAGUAACUUCAACAGGUCCUCGCCUGGUCCUUCGCUGGCGAGGAGCAUCUCCACCAGUACUAUCACAUCAAUGCCCCGACAAUGAUUUCUUUGAUUUCAUCCUUUGGUAAAUUUUCGUAUUAACAAAUUCUAUGAAGACUUUCUGCUGGUUCAGGUGCGAAUCAUGGGGAAGUUUAUGCAUGACAAUCCAAUGCUAUCAUGUAGUGAAGUAAACAGACAUCACUAUAGUCUUGCGGCAGUUGCUGUCGGUUUGGGACUAGGAGUUGCCGGGUUAUGCAAGGCAUUGUAUAGUGGUCUGUCCAUACCAUGGGUUUCUCCAAGGAAUUUGUUUUCGGGAUCAGGGAGGGCAUACUAUGUUGGAGGUCUGCGAAAUCUUGGCAACAAUUGCUUUCUUAAUGUCAUCCUCCAGGCACUUGCCAGCUGUGAUGGUUUUAUUUCCUUUCUAGAUAAUUUGCUUGCAACUGAUGGCUUGCUACCUGAAGAAAAGGCUGUAAGAAUGCCUCUUCUUCUUGCUUUAAGUUCUCUCUUGGAAGACUUAAUCAUAGUUCGAGAUGAAAGGACUGUGUUGAAUCCACAUGGAGUAAUGCAUGCUUUGAGUUUGUAUGUUGGUCACUUCAAUCUGACCAGACAGCAGGAUGCUUCAGAAGCUUUUCUCCAUCUUCUGAUCUCAUUGAGGGAUGAAUUUGCCCAUUGUUAUGUACCACAUAGGAGUUCUCUGGCAGACAUCACCCUUUCUGACUCCAAAGUAUACAAGCAAAGGGAAGGUAACCUGCCUGAAUGCAAGCGCUGGAAACAAAACCUAUUUGGCCCCUUUGAUGGGACAGUUGGCAGCAUAUUGUCUUGCAGAAACUGUUCUUCUGUGCUGUCAUUGGACUUCGAGAAUUUCCACUGCUUGCCUCUUUCGCCAGUCCUUAAUGCAAAUGGAGAUAUUACCAGUGGGUGUAGUUUGGUGGAUUGCCUAAAGUACUUCACUGUGGUGGAGCAUCUUGACAACUAUCGUUGUGACCGGUGUUGGCACAUCAUUGCUGCCAAAUAUCUUUCUCUUAGAUCAGAAGUUGAUGAGGAAAAGGUUAGCAAGCUUCAAUCCUGUGUCGACUAUGGCACUUGCAGUUGCAGGGAUAUGUUCCCCCUGGAGUCACUGCCAUGUUCAUCAUCUUCACGAGCAACAAAGCAGCUGAUUAUCAGUCAGUGCCCGAAGAUUCUGUGCAUUCAUUUUCUACGCGCUUCAGUCGGUCUUGACGGCGAGCCCAUCAAACAUCAGGGACAUAUUUCUUUCCCUUUGCUUCUCAAUCUGUCCCCGUUUACGGGAGGCGCGUCGAGUGCUGGACCUUUAGCAAUGAAUGCGCAAAGAGAUGGCCAGCAAGCUCUCCAUCUAUACCGGCAACUGAAUAUGCAGGCUAAUGCUGACGUGUCCAGUAGUUCAUCAUCACCACCGCAGCUAUCAAGGAGCAAGUUAUACGGUCUCGCGGCCGUCGUGGAGCACUACGGGAAGUGUGGAGGAGGGCACUACGCAGUCUACAGGAGAGUCGCGUCGAAUCCUGACCCUGAUGAUCCAGGCAAACCUGUUGCAGGCCUUGGCAAGCGGUGGUUUUACAUCUCAGACGGCUACGUGUCAGAAGUUCCAGAGGAGGAUGUACUGCGCGCGGAGGCCACGCUCCUUUUCUACGAGAGAUUGUAGCCGCUUGUUGAGUAGCUAACGUGUGCAUCAUAACAAAAUCUAGGACAGUUUUGUUGUGAGGAGUCUGAUGUUCUUAGCGGUACCGUGAGCUUCCAAGUAGACGAGGAAACUAGCUGUGGCACAAAAAACAAAGCCUCUCGGCAUCUCGACGUGGACUGCAGGCGUGUCUUAGGCAGUGUGGCCUACUUUUUUUUUGGGUCCUUGCAAACGUUAAAAUAAUUCUUCAUGCAAUACGUCAGUGAGGUCUUCCUCUUGAGAAUAAAUCAGAUCACCAUUGUUUUGCGACA